ACUCAGGCAUCAAUAAAUGUUGUCUGUCAGAUUAGAGUAGCUACCAGAGUCAUUCAUAUAGGUGUAAACGUCCAGUAAAUGAAGUUAUGAAUUUUUAAAUGAAUUUGGAAAACAGAAAAAAAAAUCUAAAAAUCACCCGGUCCAGCAGAAUCAACAUGGAUAAAUGGGCCUAGCGCAAAGUGGUCAAUAUAUUUGCUCAAAAACUGAGGUGCUGUCAAUUAAGUUCUUUCAACUUAGCUCCUUUGUGGAACCAAUCAACAGCAAUAUGGCACAGGGGAAAAAAAACAUGUUUGGCUUUCAGCUUUUCUCACAAAAGUUCCUUAUAGUUACUCUUUCCUCUGUCAUUGCAAUCCCAUGAAGUACUGCACAUUUACCAGAUUUGUGUUGCUUGUGCUAUACAGUAAUUAGCAAGUAAAGAGUAAACGAUCUUAGUUGUGGUUUACAGGUUUUCACUAUUUCUAACUACUGACAUAAAUAUGGGCGGAGUUGAUUUGUAACUGUGAUGCAGAAUAUCUUGUGCUUUCUCAAUUUCUAGUACAUAGAAGCAUGUUCAGUAUUUUAAAAUUGUUCAUGGAAAAAUCUGUUAAGCUUUGUUGAUACCAGCUUUUUUUCAAGCUGAGUAUGUGAGGUAUGCUGUUAGUGGAGUUCAAAUUCAUACCUGCAAUCUGUUCCGAUUUCCAUAAAAAGGAAAAAAAUACGAUUAUAUGCCCCAGCAAAAAAGCGCUGUAUUUGCAGAAAAAGAGGAUGCUAUUUGCUAUGUCCAAAUGGCAGUUGUUACACAGGCAUAUAUGUGUGUACAUAUAAAUAGCUUCUCUUGCAUGGCUGCUUGUUUUGUUGUGGGCUCGUAAAAUGGGUGUUCCGAUUUCUGAUUUUUCAAUCUUGGCUGGUAUGUGAAUGAUGUUUGAGGGGAUUGCAUGAUGUUUAUUUUAUUGACACAUGUACAGUUUUCCCCAAUAAUUCAAUGAAGGUGUAAUUCCUGCUUUGAAAAUUUUGUCAGCUAAGAACUAGAAAAAAAAAUCCUUUCAUUCAUGUUGUAGGACUUCCGCAAGAGUUCUUCUGUGGACAGUGGUUUGUCAGUGACCACUCCGGCUGAUUUUGAUCGGUCUCCAAUCUCCCUGUUGCCUGGGGAUCAGCAAGAGGCCAGCACGGCUCCAACAAAGGAUGAAGGUACACCUGUCAAAGAUGAACUGCACAUGUGUUUAGACUUGAGAAGUCCACACAUUAGUGAACACUCAGGAGCGAUGGACUCCAAACAGCAGUUUCAGCCUGCAGUUCUUACAGGUGUAUCACAGGAGAGGAGGGAGGACUCUGAUGGGGGAGAAUUAGUGUGUGUGAAAACUGAACUAAGUAGCACUUUAUCAGUGGGUGAAAAAGCAGCACUGAGUGAAGUACAAGAAUCUGAUAGUCACACUGCAUCCAGUGACAGUGAAAUGACAGCCAGCAAAAAUACUUCUUUAGGCUUGGACUAUUCACUGUCAGCCUCACAGGGAUCGCUAGCCUCAAGUUUGCUUAGCACCCAAAGCUCGCUGCCUGACCUGCACAAAUCCUGCAUGAGCUUGCCAGACCUUGGCCGUUCACGGACAUCAUUGCCAGACAUGUCUGCCUCUGCUGCAGAGUUGCAGCUAAGCUCUGUGGCACGAAAACUUGACAUGAAGUCGGAUUUGUUCAGUACUCAGAGGAUAUCGGAGGAGCCUGCGAAUCAGAAGCAUUUGCUUGCAAGUGGGGAAACAGCAUCGCAAAGAAUUAGGCACCUCUCGGGGUGCAGUGUAAACAGUGGUUCCUCGCUAGACCAGAGUGAUGGUCAGUUAACUCAGAGGCAAAACUUCCCCGAGGAUCAGGGGUCAGGAAAUUUGUAUUCUUCCUUUGGACCGCCAUUAAAAAGGCCAUUGCUCGGCCAGUCGCCCGAAAGAAGCACUAAUAUAAAUCGUAUGCAACCUGCAGCAUCUGGGUAUAAUUCAAACCAGACGUCAGUAGUGCCAGCUAUUCAUGCUGAUGCAGGCAGUGCACCCCUGGACCACGUAGAGAGGAGGGACACCUCUCAGACUUACUUAAAGCCCUUGGAUGGUCCUAAUGCAGCUGAUUCAGAGUCCCCUGCAAGUGAUAUACAUAUGAGAGGGCCAGCCUGGGGCCAAUUGCCAAAUUCGGGGCAACAAACCGGUCCGGGAAGACCAUGUGGGCCUGUCCCCCCACCUACUGGGGCAGAAGGUCGACAAGUUGAAAAUUAUGACGAGGUACAACCAGGUGCAGGAUACAGACCGGCAGCGUUACUACCCAGUGAUGUCCAUAGAGGUCCACAUGGAGAAUCAGGACAGAUGGGUCCUGGUAGGCCUUUACUUCCUGGGCAGGCAGGAUCAUUUGGGGUUCCCCCAUCGCCAGUCAAGGCAGCACUGGGACAGGGCCAGGUUGGGCCUGGUGGCUCACCUCUCGCUCCAGGUACACCACCUGCUGGUCUAGUUUCACCAGUGCCAGGAACACCCCCAGCUGCAAAAAAAAGGGUGUCAUUGCAUGAAUAUCGCAAGCGUAAGGGCGGAGACUUGGGCAGUAACAAAUCUACCAAGAAGGAUUCUCCAUCUAGCGCACCUGCUACCCCUGUAACAUCAAAACCUUCCCUUGUGCCACUUAAGCCCCCUCUGCCAAGCCCCAUUUCAAACUCCAACCCCAACACUCCGACCAAGCCACUGGAAAGUCCUCUCAAGGCCAGCAGCAGCACCUCCUUGACCCCGACUGCCCAGUUGCCCAGCCUGCCCCUGUUCACAACAGACAAGGAGAACGGACUGGGGGAACGUCUGAGUCUUUCAACGGAGGCGCAGCAAGUGAUCUCAUCUCUGACCAGCCUCUUGAAGAAACACAAGAAAUCAGAUGAGGAUUCAACACAUGACUCUAAAUGGAGCUCCAGCCGGCUGGACAGCUCAGAUGAAGACCCCCUUCAGAAGAUGAGGAAAGAGCUGAAGGAGAAGAAUCGAGAGAGGGAACGCAAGGAGGCACUCGCUCACAAGAGACCGCUUUCCCCAGAGCCCCCUCCCCCUCCUCCCAGUAAGCGACCCAACCCAGGGCUGCACCUGCAGAUACCGCCACCUCCACCACCAAAGGCAAAGACAGACAACCGACCUGGUGAUGCAUCAGGAGAAACUACCCCAGUGAAAAUGCCCAACCCAGCUGGAAAUACCACACCAGUGAGAACUCCAGGGUCUGCAGGAAUUUACCCACAGCUUGGAAAUGCUUUCAAUGCUCAAGUAUCAUCUCCUUACAUCCCUGCUCCCGUGAAAGCACCUUUCCAGCAACCAUACCAUGCACAGCAAUAUGCACAGCAACAGCAGCAACCCCCACAGCAGCAGCAGCAGCAGCAGCCUCCCCAGCCCCCACAACCCCCUCAGCCCCAACACCAGUCAGCAUAUGCUGCCGCCUACUCAGUGUAUGAUUACAAUCACCAGAAGUCACACGGUGCUCAACAGCAGUUUCCACAAUACUACCAGGGACAGCAGGCACCUCCACUGCCACAGCAGGGACAGUACCAGCAGCAGCAGCCGCCGCCGCAGUCAAAGCAAGGGUACCAGCAUCCCUACCCACAAGGGCAGAAGCAGGGCUACAAGCCUGCUGCAGCUGCAGUGCAACCGCAGCAGUCACAACAACAGCAGUACACCAGAGCAGGCAGCAAGUAUGGAUCAAAUCCAAACAUUGGGACCAAAGGUGCAUUUGGUGCAGAUGGCCGGACUUCCAAACCUCCCUUCCCAACCAAUGCAAACAGUUACUCCCCCAGGAGAGGGACAUACUACAAGUGAUGUUUGAUUUCUCUGUGGGUUUAAAAUAGCUUACUCGCUUCCUCUUGACUAGGAAACAACACAUAAACUGGUAGACAGAAAGGUGGUAACCGACACAUAAUGCAUGCUGAAAAUGAAAAGUUAUUUGGACAGUUCAUAAUCAACCCUCUUUUGUCGUCUUAUUGGUAAAUUAUUGCAUCAUGAUUGUGUUUGUGUUUUGAUUGUGCCUCAUUUCAGCCUCUUUCGUUUUGUUGUAUUAACAUUGAUGAAUUGAUUUGAUUUUACUCAUUAUGUUUCUUUAGAAGUGAAUGGAUUUUUUUUCCCAUGAAGAUUUGAAAGGAAACCUCUUAGUAGUUAUACCUGUUAGCAUUCCUUUAAGGGUCAAAUUGGCUGUGUAAUCUACCAACUUUAGCUACAGGUGACAUUUUUUUUUCUCUUUCUUAUUUUUUGUUUUGUUUUGGGGUCACAUUUACAUAAAAGCCAAAUCUUUUAACCGUGCAUUAAGUGAAAUAUAGAACUUGAAACAUCAAAGCCAGUGAGACAGUUUGUCAACUAUUUAAUUCAACCGACCACAAAAAAGUAGACUCAGAGUAACCAAGACACAAAAACAAAUGUCAUGUUCCACAGAUCCAAAAACGGUUGAAUUGAAAAAUGUGAGUUUGAUUUGUUUUUCCCUGAUCACUGUCAGAUUAAUGCGGGCAUACCACACAUGUCGUCUUGUAUAUCAAGUGGUGAAAGCAUGAGUGGCUAUGAUUUGUCCAAACAUCCUGCGGUGCCGUAGGUUUAUUGUGUUAUUGUGUUGGUUGUUCAGUUUUUUUUUUUUUUUUAGUCCCUCUGAGCUCUUGGUAAUGGGGCAUCCCGACCAGCACAAAAAGAAUCAAUAACACACAAUGUUAUAAGAAAUUUGGUGACAAGAGAUUCAGUUAAGAGGAAUGGUGUUGGUAGAUAAAUAUGAUUUAAAAAGGAAUAUGCCUGUGUAGCCCUGUACAGUUAAAAAUGUGUUCAUGUAAAUCAUGAAGUGUUGUAAAUAGAAAAAUGCAUUCAGGUCAGAUCUUGGUUGUCUCUAUUUUUGUUAUUAUCGAUAAUGAUUCAUUAAUAAGUAAGGAGCAGAACUGAAUAAUCCAUAAAAGAGCUUUAACCAGUUUUUAUAUAAUAAAUCAGCCCUUGGAGUGCUCUUAAAUGGAAUUCCUUCUUAGCCACUUGUACAUGGUAGUGAUGCCCAUGUAUAUAUAUUUAAAAUUACAUGCUCAUGACAUUUUAAGUGCGAGUCAUGUAAUUCAGCCUGUACAUAUGACUAUGAUGUAAAGUGCUUAAUGUAGGUUGCAGAUGCUAUUAGAAGAUACAGUAGAAUUCUAGCUGUAGAUUUGCUCCCACGAAUUUAAUUUGGUUCUUUAUUUGUUCAUAAAUAAUUUGUGAAUAGAUCAUUUUUGUCUUGUUUGCUUUACUUUUGUACCGGAGUGAAAUACUCUUUUUAAUUUGUUACAUACAAAAAAUAUAUUUCUUGUGUAGGUUUUUUGGAAAUUUUUUGCAUUGAAUGUUGUACAGUUUAAAACAAGUUUGUAUAGUCAGAGGUCCAUUUGAUAAUCAGUACUGUAGUUUUGAUCCCAUGUUCUUGAAACUUUGUUUAGUCCUGUUCUGAAUGUUAACGACUCUUUGUUUUGAGAGUACAUGUAUAAUCGCUGUGUGUUGGCACCAGAUGCAUUGCAAGGUAUUCAGGAUAUUUCAUUCAGUGCAGUCACGUACAUGUACGUGUGUUGGUGUGCUUGCACAAUGGUGUUACAGCAUUGUGGAAACAUUACAGCAAACUUGGGCUCAAGACGAAAGUUUACUAGAGUCCAGCAAAUCAGUUCUCAUCUCCAUAGAGUAAAACUUUUGUUUCACCACUCACUAUUUCCUUGAGGUGAAAGUAAGUAGUAUCCAGCGUUUUCUCUUGCACUGCUUACACAGGUUUCAUUGUGUGAAUUCCAAUCGUGUAAUUUUACUGAAUUCAGCCAUCAUCCAGUCAUAAAAUGUUUGGUUCACGGCUGUAGUUGCAUGUGCAGUCAAAACUUGGAACACUCAAAUUUGACUUAAUGGAGUACCAAAGUGAAUACGCCCCACGCACAAUUAGUGUGUAAAAGGCAUGAGCGUGUGAACCAACGCGUGAACCAACACACGCACGUACUCCAUUCGUUUGCACUGAACUUUCUGGUUCACAGUGAUGUUACACUUCGGAACUCUAUACAGAUUAUUUUGCCCUUUCCCUCUUUCUAGGCGAGUGAUGGUAAAUGCCCUCUCUCUCUAGUCAUGUUAGUGAUGAGGAGCCAAGUACAAUUACAAAAAUAGAAAUAAAUAACAGCAUGUCUCUGAGUGUUGUACACUAAGUGGGUAUGCGUGGGGUUUAGAGCAAAUUCACAGAAAUCCCACAAUGCAUCUGGCGCUUUAUACUAACAGUGGAUAAGCAAUACAGGCUUGAUCAGGACCUAAAGAGUGAUUUCUUUAAUGCCUAGAUAAUGACAUACUAGGUAGGGGUGUGCACAAGGGAAAAUACAUUUUCAGUGGUCCUGUAAAUGUUCUUAAUGUAACAAGUAGCCGACAAGAUUAAGUCAUUCGAGACUGGCUGAAAACUUCGGACUUGUGAUUACUCCAAGUGAGCUGAAGUACUUGUGUACCAUAAAUGGAAAAAUCAAAUAGAACCUCAUGUUUUCUUGUCAUCUGGUGUUCUACCAUCUCAACGCAAUACACAAGACAAAUCUACGAAAUGAAUAGAAAAUUCCUUGUGAUGCUGUUUAGGCUUGAUCUCAAGCAGUUUGAAUCCAUUUCUUUACAGUGUUCACAUCUUUGGGUCCUGUAGGCCAAGGAUGAUGACCUCCAAAUACAAUAUGUUGCAGACGUUUUACGUUUGAGUAGUUUAUGUGUGUGUGCCAUCGCAAAGCAAUUUUUUCUCCACACAUUAUGGAGAGGUUUUUCUAUUUAUAAGUUGCCCCUUUCCCAAUCGAUUUCUUCCAUAAUGCAGUUUUAAGUAUUACAGCGUUGUCCUCUUCAAAUAAUGUACUAUCUUGACUCUUUACUUGGUCAUUACUUCUGCUCUGGAUUCACAUUUCUCUCUUAAAUCUAAUCAGAUCAACCCGAACCCCGUAGGUGUAUUUAAAGCUCAUAUUGAAAUCAAAGAAUUUGGGACUCUUAGGGCUAUAAAACAAUGUGUAACAAGCACAAACUAAGGGUGUUUUGUUACUUCAUGAAAUAUUUGAGGAAAACCCCCACCAGAAAGUUAUAUUUUGUUCUCAUCCUUACUGAAAUGUACUAAUAUAACCCGGUGUUUCUUAUGAUGUUGGCCAUUGACAAAAUCCAGGACGGGUUGUACGUGACUGCAGUGUUGUCUGCUCAUUUUCACUUACAUUUGCACUUGCUCAAUAUUUUAAGUUUCAUCUGGUAUUUACCCUCUCAUAUCAAAUUAUUAGUAUGAUACCCUGUGAACCAAUUUAACAUGUACAAAUUUCAUUUGAAUCAUGAAAUUAUGUGCAUAUUUCCUGGCACUGUGGGAGAUUUAAUCAUUGAUGUUUUGUGGUCAAAGUGGAGCGCACUGCAUGCAAAUGGGAGAUUUUGUCCACUUUCGUUCUUGUGACUAAAGUUUUUGUCAUUAGUGUCAGUAAAAUUUCUGUUUCAUUGACCACCAUUUUAGUUGGGAAUGCUUUGCCCGUCACCCUCCUUGAAAUGUAUCGUCAUCUGAAUUUAGUUUAGGAUUGAGUCAGAACUGAAACAAGUGGGCGAAACUUAUGUG
This is a messenger RNA of Acanthaster planci (crown-of-thorns starfish), 7518 nucleotides long. RefSeq lists its product as uncharacterized. The record is from RefSeq and is a predicted model, not a curated record. Gene Ontology annotation, biological process: regulation of DNA-templated transcription. Gene Ontology annotation, cellular component: Rpd3L-Expanded complex; Set3 complex. NCBI's taxonomy places the organism in Eukaryota, Metazoa, Echinodermata, Asteroidea, Valvatida, Acanthasteridae.